UUUCAGUGGAAGCCUAAUCGAAGUCAAUAAUGGCUCCGCCGCUUCCGGAUUGAAAGAAACCCACAACAAUGGAGCUCUACUCCGCCCUGAAUCCUCCGCCGCCGGAGCUCCGUCACCACUCGUUCCCUUCUCUCUCCAACAAUCACCACCUCCUCCUCCUCCAUCACCGUCGCCGUUCGCUCAAGCAUCUCCGCCGGUACCGGCUUCUACAUUUGCGAGCGUCCUCCACCGCCGGCGUACCGGCCGUGCCGGAGCAGGCCGGCGGGAAAUUAGUGGUGGAGCUUGUCGGAGCGUUCAACGAACUCACCGAUAGGAUGAACCUCAACUCCGGUAGCUCGUCUGUGAUUCUCUUCGUCUCUCUCAAACUGUCGAUCCCUAUUCUGCGGAGCUUGCCUCUGCUCCCCGAUGGCCGCUCCCCUCUCUCCAAGGCCUUGUCUGUGGCUCUUAUUCUCGCCGAUCUCCAGAUGGAUGCAGAAGUUAUUUCAGCUGGUAUUCUUAGAGAGGUUAUGGAGGCUGGUGCGAUAUCCAUUCAGGAAGUUAAAAACCAGAUAGGCAUCAGUACUGCUCAUUUACUGCACGAGAGCCUACGAGUGAAGCGGAUUCCUUCGAGAGUCGAUAUUUUUGAUGAUGAUGGUUCUGCUGCUUUAAGAAGAUUCUGCCUCACAUAUUAUGACAUUAGAGCCUUGAUUUUGGACCUGGCUCUAAAGCUUGAUAUGAUGAGGCAUAUCCAGUUACUGCCAAGGUACCAGCAGCAGAUGCUCUCUCUUGAGGUUUUGAAGAUACAUGCGCCAUUAGCAUUUGCCGUUGGAGCGAACUUCUUAUCACUUCAAUUGGAGGAUCUUUCGUUUCGGUACUUGUUUCCUUGCUCCUACUUCUAUGUCGAUUCGUGGUUGCGGAGCCAUGAGUCGGGAAGUAAGUCUUUGAUUGAAACAUACAAGGAUCAGCUAGCACAGUCCUUGAAGAAUGAUCCUGUAUUGGCAGAUAUGGUGGAAGAUAUUUCUGUCAAAGGUCGCUACAAAAGUCGGUCCAGUACAAUGAAGAAGCUCCUAAAAGAUGGCCGAAAACUUGAAGAAGUUAAUGACAUUCUAGGAUUACGCGUCAUAUUGAAGCCUAAGUCUGGGACAGAUACAUCAAAAGUAGGAGAGAGAGCUUGCUACCGGGCACGGGACAUAAUAAGAUCACAGUGGAAGGAAAUACCUCAGAGGACUAAAGACUAUAUCACGAGGCCGAAACCGAAUGGAUAUAAGAGCUUACACAUGGCUGUGGACGUGAGUGACGAGCGUGGGGCUAAGCCGUUGAUGGAAAUACAGAUAAGGACUACGGAGAUGGACAAAUUGGCAGCUGCUGGAACAGCAUCCCAUUCACUAUACAAGGGAGGUCUCACAGAUCCAGAAGAAGCAAAGCGGCUCAAGGCCAAGAUGUUGGCUGCAGCUGAACUUGCUGCUCUACGUCUUAAAGAUUUUCCAUCCUCUAACUAUAAAGGAAUACAUACCGACCAAAGCGGUCGAGUAUUUGGCCUUCUAGACAAGAAUGGAGAUGGUAGAAUAAGCAUUGAGGAGCUUGUGGACGUGAUGGAAGACCUUGGUGUUGGUGCCCCUGGAGAAGAUGCUCGAGAGAUGAUGCGGCUUCUUGAUUCAAAUAGUGAUGGUUCUCUUAGCUCCGACGAAUUCAAUUUCUUUCAAAAACAGGUUGAAUUCAUACGCAGCUUGGAAAACAGAGAUGAUCAGUACAAGACCAUCCUCAACCAUAAGCUCCAAAACGAGGACGGCGACAAUGGUAUGAUUCAAGUCUACAGCGAAGAGCUUGGCAAUCGGCUUGCCAUGUAGACUCAGACCCCUAUUUAUUGGACUGUAGCUCAUUCCUGUGCAUCAGAAAAUGUACUUUUGGAUGGUAAGAACUCGGAUAAGAUUCAAGCACCAUGCGCCUCUCAUGGGCCUGAUGGCGGGCGGCACAGCGGCGAACCAUGCUCGAUGGGGUGGGCUCGGGUGCCACAUGCACUCGGUAUGAGCCUCAUUGGGCGUGGGAUGUUGCGGUGUUCCUCUUCAUCCCACGGUCAUCGGAAUGUGCGAUGCCCAUUGUCGGUGCCACCCACACCCCAACGUGCUUGCAAGAUGGUGAUGCUUGCAGGCUGUCGAGUCUAACUCGAGGUGGGCUUGCUUUGGCAAUGAUUUUACAUAGCUCUUUCGUGGGUUGCCUUUCAAAGAAGAGAGAAAAAAAAAAA
Molecule: messenger RNA, 2221 nt
Organism: Momordica charantia (bitter melon)
Lineage: Eukaryota; Viridiplantae; Streptophyta; Magnoliopsida; Cucurbitales; Cucurbitaceae
Gene: CRSH
Product: Ca2+-activated RelA/spot-like protein
Biological process (GO): guanosine tetraphosphate metabolic process
Molecular function (GO): calcium ion binding
Source: RefSeq, a predicted model, not a curated record